This is a messenger RNA of Dermacentor silvarum, 8274 nucleotides long. Its product is annotated as REST corepressor 1-like. Lineage: Eukaryota; Metazoa; Arthropoda; Arachnida; Ixodida; Ixodidae. Gene Ontology annotation, biological process: regulation of transcription by RNA polymerase II; negative regulation of DNA-templated transcription. Gene Ontology annotation, cellular component: histone deacetylase complex; transcription regulator complex. Gene Ontology annotation, molecular function: transcription corepressor activity. The record is from RefSeq and is a predicted model, not a curated record. The transcript has 14 exons. The coding region runs from base 190 to 1914 and encodes 574 amino acids.
ACACUUCUCUCACUCGCAGUUCCACUUCGGCGAGUGUCGCCUGCAGUGGGUCUCCGUGUGAUUUGUUAGAAAGAGAGAGAGAAAAAAGAAAAAUCGCGUCCCACUGUUUCACGAAAGUUUUUUGGCUUCGCCGAGCCGGUCGAGUUUUUGGAGUCCGAGGCAGCGCUCCGUUCCGCUACGGCAAAAAAGAUGGUGCUCGCCGAUCGCAACGAUGACUCUCGCAUCGGGCGCCGAUCGCACACCUCGAGUCCGAACGGGCACCUCACCGACGAAGGAAGCGCUACCGACGAGUCGGAACAAGACCACGGCAUGCGUGUCGGCCAUGAUUUUCAAGCAGUGGUACCAGACAUCAUCUCAGCAACAGAUCCGUGCCCGGAGUUCACACCCGAGCGUGCUCUCCUGGUGUGGUCACCGUGCCCCGACAUCUCGGACAGCAAGUUGGACGAGUACAUGACGCUUGCCAAGGAGAAGUACAGCUACAAUGCCGAGCAGGCGCUGGGCAUGCUGUUCUGGCACAAGUAUGACCUCGAGAAGGCGGUGGCCGACCUGGCCAACUUCACGCCCUUCCCAGACGAGUGGACGGUCGAGGACAAGGUGCUGUUCGAGCAGGCCUUCCAGUUCCACGGGAAGAACUUCCACAAGAUACGGCAGAUGCUGCCGGACAAGACGAUCCCGAGCUUGGUAAAGUACUACUACUCGUGGAAGAAGACGCGCACGCGCACAAGCCUGAUGGACCGGCAGGCGCGCCGACUGGCCGGAUCCCGCGAGGAUGGCAGGUGGGGGAUCAUCCAUCGAUGCCGCCGCGCUGCCCCCCUUCUUCGCGCCUCCGUCAUCGUCGCUGCCCCUCCCCAACACGAUGGUGCUUCGGAUGCUGGCUCUGAAAAUGACAGUGACAUGGAGGUGGACAAUGCUGAAAACAAGGAAGAGGCGACCCCUGGUGGGCCCUGUUCCAGUUGUGGCUCCCCCAUGACCCAGGCGUACACGUCCAGCAAGGGGAGCCUGUGCGGCAGCUGCUACCAGCACUGGAAGCGCUCGGGUGGCUGCAAGGGUGCCCUGGCCCCCGGGGGUCGCAAACACCACGAACGACAGCCCCCUGCCCGGGGGGGUGGCAUGGCAGCCAACCGGAGGCGCCCGCCGCGGGGCAUGUGCCUCCAGUACCAGGACCUGGUUACCAUGGCGACGGGACCACAGGGACAGGGGGAUGCCAUCCUGCGAGCCAUGGAUUCUGAGUUGGUGGCCCUCAAGCGGCAGGUGCAGAACAACAAGCAGAUGGUCAGCCAGCUGCGCCACAAGACGGCCAUGGGCAUCGAGAACCUGCGGCCGCCAGAGGGCAACACCCGAGUAAAUGCCCGGUGGACGAAUGAUGAGCUGCUCAUUGCCGUUCAAGGCAUCCGCAAGUAUGGCCGUGACUUCAAGGCCAUUGCCGAAGUGAUCGGCAACAAGACGGAGGCGCACGUGCGCAGCUUCUUUGUCAACUACCGUCGCCGAUACAACCUUGACGCCGUGCUCCAGGAGUUUGAGGCUGAGCAUGGCAUCACUCCAGGGUCGGAUGACACCAAGCCGGCAGGUGACACAGAGCCAGCUACAGCCGCAAAGGAAGCCACUGCAGCGGGCGGGCCCAACAGUCGGCCUGGCUCUCCGUGUGGGAUGAUAAACCCUGGUGGCGGAAUGCUUGCCAACGGCAGUGGAGGCCCAGUCGGGGCCGGCAACCCUCCUCCGCUUCUGAGACCGCCGCCCGGUUCCCCAACGGCCCAGCCGCUGACAGCUGCCAAAGGACCCACCCCACUCACACAGGGCGCCCCCAGGUCUGGCAACUGGUCCAUUCUUCAGCAGCCGCCACCGCUGAUCCGACCAACCGCUGCCUCUGCGGCCACCAUCCACACCAAGCCCCCGCAGAUGCACAAUGCCCUCUGAAGCAGAUGGCAGCCGUCUGCUGCAGCCUCAGGAUCACAACUGCUGCAGUUCCUUCCAGGGGGUGAUCGCAGCGGGCAUCUUGUCAACUGGCUCAAAGACGCUGACUCAUUGUGGACGCACCACAGAUUUGCCUGUUGCGUUAUUCUCGGAUAGCAGCGCAGUUUGCAUCGCCCCUUCCCGUGUGUGUAUGUGUGUGUAGCUUGAACCUUCGUCAACAUGGACAAGUGGAACACUGUUGUGCAUCCCGCAUUCCCUCUUCUCGGAGGUGUGCGAGAUUACACUGAAAAUUACUCCCACGAUUUUCGUGACUCGGGUUACAAGAGUGUCGUGACAGCAACGUUUGCAAAUGCAAUGUGCUUCGCCCUCUGCACAGCAGUCUCUGCCGGGUGCUGGCAAGUUGGCUAAAGCAAUGAAAGGGUGUUGACCUACCCUUGCACACAUUGUCAGAGCAUAGUCUGCAACUCGGAGGAACUUGAUGUGACACAACAAGCCCUAUGUGCCGCUCUCGUGCACGUCCUGAAAGUCGCUCGCAUUUUGUCAACCUGGCGCUGUCCUCGUCGAGCAUUGGCAUUGGCUUGAUCGGUCGUCACGCUUCUUUGGCGAGUGCAGGAUAGUGUCAUCUACUUUCGACCAUCACAGUUUUCGUUCACGUGUUAGGAGUGACUCGAUUAGCGUGCUGUUCAUCCUGGCGUUGCAUUAGCUGGCAUCUGCUGCUAUAAUGUGCGAGUUUGUGGACAGAAAAGCCUCGGCGAGCUGUUUUUGUGCUUCUUUGCCUCACUAUAACAUCAAAUCACUGCAGUUUGGUUACCCAGAGCUGCAAAAGUGCGAAUGGAACAUUUGUCCAAAAGCCCUUGAAAUGGAUUCUGGCAUUGUAAUGGAUGCCUAUGCGGGUGUGUGUGGCUUCGCAUUGUGCCAGCAGUUGACGCCUUGGCGCAUGUGUUCUACUUGAUUACAACAGGAGGCAGUGGGUGGUCUUCUGAAAGUUCACAAUACCAGCCUCGUUCCUGGGAUUUAGUGUUGAGUUAUCCGAGCGGAACACGAGUGCUGUAGCUUGACUAAGCGGUAACUUUGAUGGCAAAUCUAUGAAGUCUGUGACAGGUAGUAAGCACGCCAUCCAUGCAUCAUUUGCCCACGACCUGCAAAUGGUGCCGUAUGCAGUGUGUUCAUCACUUGGCAAGCCACUGUUAUGAGCCUGCAAGCAUUGGACGUACAUGUGCUCGACUGGUUAGGCGUCGGCUGCUGACCACACAAGUCACACUGGCCCAGUGUAGUUCUGGCACUGCUAUGCUCUUUGCCAUGUCUGGAAUGUAUUGACUUUCUCUGUGCUUGUGCCUGUCCGAGGACGCAUGAAAUAUACAGCACCCUCAUUAGCCUCAGAUGAAUUGUAGCACCACUGUGCCAAGGCAUGUGUGCUGGUCGAAGCUCGUGCUACUAACUGAGCUUCUGCUCCUUCAGCGGACAUGUGCCGAGCACAUCACAGCUUCCAUCGUUCUUUUCAGGCAAAAAUUGGAAGCCCGCAGUCAUUUCUCGCUCAAAUGGGCCAAUUAGCUGUAACAUAUGUACAUACCUUGCUGCUGUCUUACUGUCUUGUAAUUCUGCAAAAAUUAAAGAGCCACAAAUAUGCUCGAAUUUCCUAUUUGUAUCUUCCACAAUAACCGUGAUACACUACUAAAUACCAUGCAAAGAAUGUUGCGUGAAAGCCAACAUUCCUAGCGGAAUUAGUGUGAAACUGACAGCACGCAUUGGGCAUAGCGGUAUGCAAAGCGUAACACUCAGUUGGGACACACCGCGACAAUAGGUUGUGGCGGCCACGCCUAAUGUGAUUUGUCGCUAGCAAGCUAGUAGUAGUGUAAUACGUGACAGCUGCUUGCUACAGAUAUGUAUGUUUCAUGGGGUCUCUUUGCUUCUUUUGUUUGCUGGUUCAAGAGCACGGAAUUCUGGACUGGCUGGUCCGCGAUGCUAGCUGAUUUUAUGCACAAGCAUGUCUCAACUCUGCCAAGAAGAGAGCAGUGCCAGUUGUUGAAUGAAGACACUUACACUCCAUGCCAAUUACAUGCAGUACAGCGAAGGCUAGGGCUCACUUCAUCCAAUCAGCAAUGAGACCUGGCUGUGUGUUCCACAGAACGGAGGGGAGCCAUUGCAUGCCACUGUUUUUUGUGUGAAGCAUCCGUUCAUUCAGUGUUGGGUGGAGGACAAUUGAGAAGCCCUGCUUCUGGUUCGCUAUUCUGAUUGGCUGAUUAUCACCUGCAGCUUUUCCUGUGCUGCACGGAAUUGAUGAGAACACACAAUGCUCAGAAAAGCCAGACUGCACACAGUGCCAGCCUUGCUCCCCUGUCCGCACUGUUUGUCCAACUAUGCGUCGCGAAUCAAGCCCAGCUUAUGGGUACUUUCUUGGUAACAGCUUCAGAGCGCAAGAACACACACUCGCAUGCGCACACUCACACACACUCACACCCAAAAAAAGGGACUCGCACAGUUCUUGCACAGGCACUGAGUGAAAAAGGGGAGGGUGUGGUGUCCUUUUUUGAGUGUUUGUGCGUGUGUGUUUUCUUGCACACUGAAACUGUUGCCAACACGUAUAGCCAACUAGCUCGGCUACAAGUUCUUCUAAACACUGCUCGGACAACGCUCCUUGGCAGCCGCAGAGAUGAGAAGUUUCUCGGUAAACAUGUGCUCAACUCCAGCGCACUUGAAUAGGCACCGAGUGAGCAUGUUUAAAAAACUGAGUUGAGUGUCAGUGAAGAGCAGUGGCUACUUAAGCCGAUAGGUGGCCCUGCGUACUUUACGAGGAUGAGGCACCUUUGCGAAUCAACCGCAAGAAAGAGCUCGAAGUGUCAAGAUGUGGAAAAAUGAAGAAAAUACAAAUGCAAAGUUUGUGUCCUCCUCAGUUGACCAGGCCACCUUAGUACUUUGAGCUCUUGGUGUUUCACUACGCACAGGCGAUGGACAGAUGCGCGAGAGGCGAGCACUGCUCUCCCAGCCAAUGAACUGCCACAUGAGAAAAAUCUAACCUAUGUUUUUCACUAUGACUCUGCCCUCUAUGAGCUCUGUGUCACUUUUUUUUUUUUUUCUUUGCACACCUGCAACAGUCUGGUCUUUCUGAGCAACUCGGUCACCGGCAUACAGUUGUAGUGCUCGGAGGCAGCUUCCAACUAGCGUGGUACAGCCACCCGCCCGCCCUUACAGCGUGCGUGCGUGCGAGUGCAGGGUUAUUGAACCUGUUGCCCUCUUGCGAGUCUUUGGCUCCUAUUUCGAAAUGAUUUCUUGUUUUCUCAUUUCUUGUUGAGAUAGAUGCAUGCCUUAAGUGUUUCCUUGUCUGAUUUUUUCCUCUGCUCUACAAAACGAGAGGAAUAUUUUUUAACUGAAUUUUGGUUAGCGGUUGUUUUCUUUCUGCCUUCAGUGUGAUAAUUGCAUCGUGGUUCUUUUCAUUCUUUCAUUAGUAAGCUUGGCUGCUAAUGUCCGCAGCAACUGUGGACUACUUUCAAGGGAGAUCAUGUGAUGUGCAUGCCUGCAACUGAGGGGCUUCUAUUUGUGUGGCCUCUUAAAAGUCCAUCUUGAAAUUUGCUUUGAAUCAACAGCAAGCCCCACAUAAGCCAUAUUUCCCAGUUAGAACUACUUCAAGCAAUUGUGCAAUGUGCAACCACUUUUCUCUGGAACUGGAUUCUCCUUUUGCGGCAGUUGUAUACGACUCCGCAUAAGUUUUUCUCGCGGCAUGGGAUGCUGCUGAUUACUGUUUCGCAGAUUCUUUGACCCACUGAUUAUGGAGAACAUGUUAUUUCUAGAAUGCACACCGAAAUACGAGUGACCGGUGCGUGACGCUUGUGCCUUUAAUGGUCACCGCUUUUUGCACUGUGCAACAGUGUAGGCUCGGGAGCUUAAAGAUUCAUCCAAGAGGCCUGUGUUGCCGUUGUGCUGGAAUUUUGCAAAGAGGGAAAGUUCGCUCACUCCCACCUGAACCUAAGUGCUGCGAGAAAAAACAAAAUUCCUCGACACAGCGUUGUUGCACCCGGAUAUGGGCAUUGAUCCUCAAGUGUGCAUAUCGCUGAAUGCACGCAUUACUCUUUAGAUUUCCCCGCUGCACAUAUGUUCCAGAACUACGGCGCAUUAGUUCCCUGAAAUUAUGUUUGUGUCUUUUCCUUCUUUGAAUUGCUGAUGCAGUGAAUCUUGUCGACAGGGCCUUCUUUUUGCUUGACGUGUGAUGGCCAAAGGCCUUGAAGCACGUGGCUAUGCUAGGCUUUCUUGGCCACGUGUAGGCACAGUUAGGCGAAUAACUACUACCUUGUCGCACAGGUGGCGUGUUGUGCACUUUGCUCCCUCCAUCCUUUUCUGACUUGUCUGCGCAGUGCAUCUGUUGGAUCGGGUGUGUGCGUGCAUUUGCAGAGUCUGUCUGGUUCGGUGCAAGUCUUGGCAUGUUUGCGUCCGAGUGUGCGUAGUUAAGUGCAGUGCAGUCUUCUGGACGAAGUCUUGUGACGCUUGCAACUCUUCUCUCGGGUUCUGCGGCGACCUUCACUUUCUCUCUUGGUAAAACGCCGUCUCUACAAUCUUUCCUAAAAACUAAAUGAACACAGUUGCUCAAAAGUUAUCGGGAAAUGUUCCUUGCUGCCUUGGUGUGUAUCUAGUAGCUGGUAAUAAGUGCUGUCACAAACAGUUGAGGGAUAUCUGUGUAGAGCAGUGAAAUGAGUUAGUAAUAACUAAAUGUGAAGCGUGUGCUGUAUGUUGUAUGAAAGCUGUGUGAGUGUUGAAAUGUGUGCUUCACAUGUAUGCCCGAGCUUCCUUUUUAGUGCAAGUCAUCUGAAGCGUGGGGAGCCGGCUUCCCUGUUAGUGCACUUUUGUUAUGUUUUCGUUGCUUGAUUUCUCGUGGGGAUUCUCAUGUUUUAGCUGCACCCCUUGCAUUGGAACACAGUGUGCCACUUCACCGCCGUAGUGCUACUGCCGUUCUUGUUUAUGUGAUAGUUGAGGUGGGGUUCUCGUCGUGUGGCAGCUCCGGGGCUCAAAGCCAAUGGUUCCUAACGCUGCGUGAAUCCUAACGGCCAGGGGUAUUGUGUUGCCUAUUAUUGGUGUUACAUUGCUUCUCUCUGGAACCUGUAUUUCUAAAUUCUUCACUGCCAUUCAUUUUCAAAAGCAUAUCUUUUCAUUUCGGCAUGUGCAAGUACACUUGAAACUGAGUGGCCAUUGUCACGUGCGCAAACGUGCUGUUUACAUAAGCUGUCGUGUGUACGAACAUGUGCAGUUUACAUAAGCUGCUGUGUGAAUUGUUCUGCUGUUUCAGAACGUGGCCGACAUCCAUCAUAAGAUAGAAAUCCGACAUUCCACAAAAGUCCUUGCCACUUUUGGGUAAAAUAGUGCAUUGCUCUUUGCCCAGAAUUAACUAAGCUUUUUUUUUCCCCCCAGCAUCAUGCAUUGCAAAAAAAGAAAGCUUACGUGCUGAACGUUGAACAUACUUUGCAUAGUCUAUGUUUAGGAAUUUUGAACGUAUGAGAACGGCGGCCUAAUCAAAGCGGUUAAGCUUUUCUUGGCAAAGGUUGUGUGGUUUCCCCAAGUGGAAUGUCAACGAACCUGUUAAGCUGCAACUGCGUAAAACGUGGAUGUGAUGUAUUUUCAGAAUGGUGUUGCCCAUUGUCAAUGCACACGUUUUUGCAUUACGUGACAACCGCACUGUUAUGAACUGAAAUGAAGACUGAUAAGUGCCCUGCACCAAGGACACGAAUAAAGCAGAAAAAAUGCUCUGGUGAUUGCAUGUGCGACCUGACAUUUCAUGCAUGACUUGAUGUCAUGCAUGAAAGCUCCGUAUCCACUACGUGUCUGGGGGUAUCUAAAAACGUUGAAUAUAUUUCAGCUGGACUUACCGUGCGGAAACUGUGUGAUGCAAAACGGGUGCAUGAACAGCUGGUAGCACUAUGAGCCGAAAAUAUGUCUGGGAAAUGCAUUCUAUCGAGUUGGAUGCUUUGAAGGCUGCGUCAAGGUCACCCAGAGGUCAUGCAUUGUUUGAGCAUUGUGAUGUGUCGUGAAUUCUGCGUGUUCUUUAUAGUUUGUGCCUCAGUCAGAAUGCAAGCGUCUUGUGGGAUGCAGAGGGUGCUUUCAUUUUUCUGUUCUGUUGCCUAGCUUCUCUGGACGCCCGAGCAUGUGGUGGCUUCUGGACGUCUUAGCUCGAAGCGUGAUUGCUAGUGCUCAGAUUUUGUUCAGAGAGCAGCUUGCAGUUUGGCAAGAGUGGCAGCACCUGCGAGUGAUUGGCGUAAUAGAGUAAUUUAUGUUGCGUGCAUGCAAAACUGUUUUCUUGUCAGUUGUUUGAAAGGAGUGAAUGUAUGGGUGACAUGCACAGAAAAAUAAAUAAAAAAGAACAGACUUAUACUUUCAGAUGGA